AUGAGUCUGGUAGUCAUUAACACUUUGCUCAUAUCAAGAAGAGUGUCGAGUAACAAGGGGGAUAACUCUCCAUCAACAGCAACACAAAAGCUUUUCUUUCUGUUAGUGUUGUUUAAAGCAAAACCAGCGAACCUCAAAUCGUUACUAAAUUUACACUGCAGAUCCUUCAAAUAUUUUCAAACUUUGAAAACUGAAGUUACAAUUCAUUUUGGCAUAUACAGGAUUAUCUACACCAGCAGUCUUAAGAACCACCAAUGGACGCACAUCAAUGGCCAUUACAGCUAUGAAAAACAAGAUGUCCUAUCCGACAACAGUGAUAGCGACAGCAGUUUUGAACGAGGGAAUUCACCACAGCCUCUUUUUCCUGACGUUAGCCCAAAAGAUCCCCAGGCCCCAAAUAACUCCAUGACUAAUGGCUGGUUAAAAUGCCAGUCAUGUCCAGAACAGCUCCCUAAUGUUGGCCUACUAGAACAGCACCAGCGUGUCCACCAUCUUGGCAAAGCUCCCAAUCAUACAAAUCAAGACCACAACAACUCCACAAAAGAUUUGCCAGUCCAUAUCGAGAUCCCUGAUGAUAGUGACUCUGAUUCGGCUGAUGAUGAGAAGGAUACAUUAUACAGAUGCGACCUUUGUGGCAAGCUGUUCACAGAGCCCACCCAGAUGUAUCGUCAUAAGCAAAGCCAUGCCGGCGUGAAAAUGUUCAUGUGCGACGUCUGCUCGAAAUACUUCACAGAACGCAGCCAUUUGCAGCGGCAUAAACGUACCCACACCGGGGAGAAGCCGUUUGCGUGUGACAUUUGUGGAAAGCAGUUUGCCCGCUCAGACAAACUGCUGCGACACAAGAGGAUCCAUACAGGAGAGAAGCCAUAUCCCUGCCCAAUCUGUGGCAAAGAGUUUGGGCGCUCAGAUAAAUUGUUACAGCACAAAAGAACACAUUUGGUAUAG
Messenger RNA from Acanthosepion pharaonis, 945 nucleotides. NCBI's taxonomy places the organism in Eukaryota, Metazoa, Mollusca, Cephalopoda, Sepiida, Sepiidae. The record is from the annotation of a GenBank genome assembly.